Molecule: messenger RNA, 1982 nt
Organism: Mya arenaria
Lineage: Eukaryota; Metazoa; Mollusca; Bivalvia; Myida; Myidae
Product: solute carrier family 23 member 2-like
Exons: 12
Coding region: 18-1835 (605 amino acids)
Biological process (GO): transmembrane transport
Cellular component (GO): membrane
Molecular function (GO): transmembrane transporter activity
Source: RefSeq, a predicted model, not a curated record
UCAUUGAAGAGGAGAGUAUGGAGAAGAUGAUUGUCGCUGAAGACAAUGGCGAACAAAUCGCAAAUGAGAACGAAUACAAUGUUGACCACCUUGGAAACAAUGGAAAUGAUGUUAAUGUGGAGUUAACUGGUUGUGAAGAGAAGGAAUUAGUAUAUGGGAUAGCUGAUAAGCCUCCAGUUCAUGUGAGCAUUCUCGCAGCGCUGCAGCAAGCUCUACUGGCGCUGUCUGGCUCCUUGGUUGUGUCUCUCCUAGUAGCUGAAGCUGUGUGCGCCUCGGAUGAUGACGCGGUCAAGGCGAAGCUCUUUAGUUCUACACUUUUCAUGAACGGUAUCACCACAUUGCUUCAAGUCCUCUUCGGCAUAAGACAACCGCUUUUUCAAGGCGCUUCUUCCGAGUACAUAGUUCCGCUGUUGCUUAUGAAGACUGAUGGAAACAACUUUUGUUCCAAUACGGUGGGCAACAGUGGAAAUGCAAGAGCAAAUGCCGUUAAUGCCACCGGGAGUGUUUUAUCAGCCGGCAAUACAGAUGUUGUUCUCGACAACAUAAGAUCGCUCCAGGGUAGUCUUAUGCUAGCUGGACUGUUGCAUGCAUUUCUCGGCUUCACGGGUCUUAUCGGGAUUCUCCUACGUUUUAUCGGCCCUCUCACCGUGGUACCUACCCUGCUCCUUAUCUUCAUAUUCAUCAGCAAGCCAGUUAUCAAGUUUCUAGAAGUGAGCUGGCCAAUAUCACUAUCAACCAUUGCGAUAGGGUUGAUACUGUCUUUGUACUUGACGAAAUAUCAAAUGCCUGUUCCUGUGUGGACGAGAAAGAAAGGCUUUCAUAUCAUCCGUUACCCAGUACAUCAAGUGUUCUCAAUUCUGAUAUCAAUUAUAGUCAACUGGGUUUUAUGUGCCGUUCUCACCCACUUCAAUGUCCUGACGAACGACGUCAAUGACGUGGGAUACAAAGCUCGCACUGACUCAAGAUUGGACAUCAUACAUAGCAACCCCUGGUUCAAUUUUCCGUAUCCUGGUCAGUUCGGUGUCCCCGGUUUUAGCUCAGCAGCUUUCCUUUCCUUUUUAAUUGCAACCUUUAUCUCUGUCCUUGACUCAAUCGGGGACUACUUUGCAUGCGCAAGAAUAUGCCGAGUGCCAGCCCCACCGAGUCAUGCAGUGAAUCGCGGAAUACUAAUGGAAGGCAUAGGGACUUUUUUCUCCGGUGCGAUGGGGUGUGGCCAUGCGACAUCUACUAACGGUGGAUGUCUGGGAGCAAUUAGUGUAACCAAGGUAGCAAGCAGACAAGUGUUUGUCUUUGUGGGCAUUCUUUACCUUUUGUUCGGAAUUUUCGGGAAGUUCUGUGCCGUGUUUAUCACGAUACCGUACCCGGUACUGGGAGGGGCAAUCUGUAUUCUGUUUGGAAACUUCUUUGGUGUUAUCAUAUCCAAUCUAGAGGUAACGAAUAUGCAUGCUGGGCGGAACAUUGCCAUUCUAGGCGUGUCGACAUUCAUCGGCCUUACCAUACCAAGUUGGGCGCAGUCGGUAGGCAAGCCCGUGAAUACUGGUUACACGAAUGUUGACACUAUUUGUGGUAUGCUGCUAGGCAAUCCGAACCUCACUGGCUCCCUCUUAGCAUUCUUCCUGGACAAUACAGUACCUGGAUCCCGAAAGGACCGUGGAAUAGAUGCGUGGCAAGUGAAGGACGAGGAGGAAGAGGUGGACAGGACUGUGUACUUGGAGGGAUACGAGGUCUACCAGCCGUUGUGUCCCAGGAGAUGGCUUGGUUGGAGAGUCAUGAAUUACACACCCUUCAUGCCUUAUAAGCCGAGGCACAGAGGAGAUUAUGAUCUUGCCUUAUAAGCCGGGACACAGAGGAGAUUAUGAUCUUGCCUUAUAAGCCGGGACACAGAGGAGAUUAUGAUCUUGCCUUAUAAAUCGGGGCACAGAGGAGAUUAUGAUCUAAACAGCUCAUAGACUUUGAUUUCCAUGGAUUUGUUGUCAUUAUGA